Molecule: messenger RNA, 1167 nt
Organism: Aspergillus glaucus CBS 516.65
Lineage: Eukaryota; Fungi; Ascomycota; Eurotiomycetes; Eurotiales; Aspergillaceae
Exons: 1
Coding region: 1-1167 (388 amino acids)
Source: RefSeq, a predicted model, not a curated record
AUGGCCAUUCCCCAAUGUUAUCGCUGUAAAGUUCGGUCGCUCGAAUGUUGCUAUCAGACUCUACCCUCCAAACACAUUCCGCACACGGAUCGUGAUUCCAUCCGCCAGGGAAUACAGACCUCUUCUGUUGAUUCUAUCAAUCUGCCUUCCCAUUCCCUUCUUAGCUACGACGCUUCUGAAGAUCGUGUCGGUAAUUCUCUGGAUCCGUUGGCAGACGACUUACUCCCAUCUUUCCCUGAUUACCACCUCGACUGGCAAGAUGCGAUGGCAAACUUGGAAAGCUUUUCUGUCCCUGACUACUUAACGAUAAACGAUGCACCAAGCAGGAGUGUGCUAUCGGGCGAAAUAUACCAGCAACGAAUUGUAUACGCUGUUCAACGGUUGAGAUCAUUUCCUGCUUCCUUUGUUUCAACUGGGCGAACGGCUUUUAUCCACCAGAGUCUCUACGACAAGUACACGCCCCAGACACUUGGAGACACCAUGGCAGUUUGCGCAUUGUAUGACAGAAAGUCCUAUGCAACCCAGCUUUUGAUCUUUCGUAUUAUUAGCCAGCAUGCUAGUCGCUUAGUGGAAGAACUUGACCGGCUUGGCUCUUCUACUCUGGACCUUCUAGCUUCGGUUCAGGCUUUGACACUUGUUCAAAUCAUCCGCCUUUUUGACGGGGACAUUCGCCAGCGCGCUGAUGCCGAACAAACUCAGCCGGUUUUUGUCGAUAGCGUUCGGCGUCUCCAACAACAUAUGCUGGAUAUUGAUGAUGAUUGGCAAAAUACAGUGACCUCAUCUCAAAUGUCUGGUGCCGAUCCAUAUGACAGCUGGCUAUAUGCCGAAAGCUUGCGGCGAACUAUUAUCAUGGGAUAUACGUUGCAAGGGUUGUAUUGUUUUCUCAAGAAUGGAUGGGAUGACUCACAUCAUGAAUUUGAGAAUUUAUCGUUUUUCGGGCAAAAGGCGCUUUGGCUCUCAUCUUCAAGCUUCCAAUGGGAAUUGGCUCUCAAAAACACCCAUGCACUCCCGAUCCGAUUCUCAACGUGGGAUGCAGAUAUUGCGUGUGCCAACCCAGAAGAUAUCGAGGAUCUCGGGAUGGUAAUGAUGGCCCUGAUAAAAGGGGUUGAUCAUUGCUGUCACUGGGUUGGAGGUCGAUUUCUCAGUCUAUUCGGUCUCCAACAGUAA